AUGGAGACAGAAACGAGGGACCUUCUCUUUUGUUGUGUUCAUUCCCUGGCGAGGCGAACACUGGUUGGCACUGUGCACUGUGAUGUCCAAGAUCCGUUCUUCCUCGUCGCGCACUAUGAAGCAGAUGGCAGUGAACGGCGACGCACCAUAUCUUCCCCAAGACAUCAUCAGAAGCAUUCUCAAAUGCCUUCCGGAGGGGCUAGACCAUUCUCGUACUUGUGUUUUCUCGAUCAAAGGAUGCGAGUUCAAGAAGCUCAAAACGCACCUCUAAUCGGUUUCUUGUUGGGUGUUAGUAUCAUCGGUUGCUGCAAUGGCUUGCUCUGUUUCCAACCCAAUAAUGCAUCCAUUUUCAUAUGGAAUCCAGCUACUAGAGAGGUCAGAAAGGCGUUAGUAGCUGUUGAUAUUUCUUUGCGUGAGUCUUUCAAGAUGGGAUUUGGAUUUAGUUCAAUUGCUAAUGAUUACAAGAUAGUGAGAAUGCGUGUUUCUUUGAAUAAUGAACGGUUUAUUCGUAUGCAAGAGUGUAAUUUAUUUGCUAAUCUGGUCGAUCAAGUGCAAGUUUAUUCAUUAAGCACAGGAUCAUGGAGUGCAAUAGAAUUUGGGAACUUAGACGGUAUAUAUCUUGUUUCAAAUGGUUUCCCUGCAAAUGGAGCUAUCUUUUGGCUUGGGUUUAUGCUAAAUUCGGGGGAGAACGAUGAAAUUGUUGGGCAUUUGAUAGUUUCAUUUGACGUCGCAACGGAAGUGUUUACUUUGAUACCUUUACCUGCUUCAGUCCCUAGAUCAUAUCGCAAUAAGCUAACUGUGCACGAGAAUAAUCUUGCUCUGCUUUCUCACACUUUUAUUGGAAACUAUGAAUCUUCUUUGAUUGAUUUGUGGGUGAUGAAUGAGGGUACAGGUGCAUCCGGAGGAAGAUGGAAUUGGACUAAGAAAUAUAGUACCAGCCCUUACCCAUGCAUUUUAAUUCCAGGGACUAUUUGGAGGAAUGAAAUUGUCUGCCAUUCUGUUGCAUGGCACAUUAAUGCAGCUGAACGUGAAGGGAGGAAUGGUGAACAAAAUAUUUUUCUGGUCAAUCUCAGUACUAAUGAAGUCAAGACUUUUGCUAUCUCCAGAAACAGCAUGAGUCAUGAUAUUUUCAAUUAUGUGGAAAGCCUUGCACCGGUUGGCAACAACCACAUAGAAGAGAUUUGAUCUUGGAUCUUAAUUUUUACAUUGCAGAUUUUCUUUAAGUUGGUUUGCUGGAAAGGAACCUGUGACAGUGAAGAUCAUUUUGUACCUUUGAGGGUUGAGAUUUUAUAUAGAAUGGUAAAUUGGUAAGUGCAUGUGUUUAAUACUAGAUGUUUGUAACUUUCUUUGACCUGCCUAUCUAUAAUAUCAUGUUGUAAAGUUUUCUUUCAGAGAUGGAUAUGUAAUUUAGCUGAUGAUUUGUGGAUUAUUGGGGACUUUUUAUCUUGGUAAUUUAGUUGUCCAGGUAAGAUGGAUAUAUAACCAUUGGAAAUGGAUGCAUUUUUCAGGUAUUAUGUGUUUUGAUUGAAUGAUAAUCCUUCUAUAUUUGAGGAUGCCAUUUUUGUUUGUAUCUCACUGUCUGUUUUCUGACAAGUAAGAUGUAAUAUUUGCGCUUAUUAUUGUACUGCUAGGAAAGCUGGAAAGGGGUCAUUUUUCAGAAACUGCAGUUGCUCAUCUCAUGCAACUUCCAGUCUUAAGUGCGAGACAUUGUCUCUCAAUGAGGGGAUGCAGAUGACUCUAGAUUUGAGAUUUGAUUAGGAUGUGUUUGAGUCUAAUUGUUAGCUUUUGGUUAACUUUCUGGUUCAUGGGGUAGCUUGUCCUGAAUGGCGCUGCAGUGCUUUCUUGGAACCGUAGCUUUGUAUGGGUGCUGAGAUAGGUGAAUCUUGCAACAGAUUGACUUUCCAAGAAAUCUUUAAUUAAGGUAAGGCCUUUUGGAUGGGAUUCUAAUCCCCCCACCUGCUUUGGCUGUUAUCCCUAGUGUUGAAGCUGGGAGGUGGAGUGUUGGGGUUUCCUUUGGUUUAUUUUUGUUUGAUGUUUAGCUUUUUUUUUUUUUUUUCCUUGCUGUUGCUUUGUUUUACUGUAAAUGUUGUUUUGUUGGUGUUUAAUGUGGGGAUCAUUUUUUUCCCAAAAGAGGAAAAAUGUAAUAUCU
This is a messenger RNA of Prosopis cineraria, 2149 nucleotides long. RefSeq names its product putative F-box protein At3g21120. The record is from RefSeq and is a predicted model, not a curated record. The transcript has 2 exons. Lineage: Eukaryota; Viridiplantae; Streptophyta; Magnoliopsida; Fabales; Fabaceae. Bases 1 to 1185 code for a protein of 394 amino acids.